AGGUGAAUACGGCAGAUUGCUCCGACUUCAGCUUAGUCCAAAAAAGGAAGCGCUUUCUAAUGACUUGAUGGGUUUGUCUAGAAGUCCUGCCAGUGGAGGUGGGGAGGGGAAAGAAGAAUGACACGAGUCCUCGUGCUCUUUGCUCUCUGCGGCAUCUCCACACCUAGCCCUGCGCCCGGCACACCGCAGACAUUUGUCACAUUAAUCGAAUGAGGAAAACAGCUUCUGGUGGCAGAGCUGGAAUUCCAGCUUGGUAUCGGCUGCCUCCCGAAAUCUCUGUCUGUAAACAUAACAGCCAAGGGGCACGUGUGUUGGAGUCAAGGAUCUUUACCUACGUAGGCUGACCAACCCGUCCUGAUUUGUCGGGAACGUUCUGGAAGUCCUGCCUCAUAGAGCAUCCCCCCAAACUGGAAGACUGGUCUCCUGUAUGCCCUGCAUUUGGGACCCCACAUAGCUGUUACUUUGACCCACCUUGCAGACGAGGAGAUGGCUCCGUGGCCCAAGGCUGUGCGGCAGGUGUUUCUAGCUGUGCCCAGGCACUGACUGGCCAAGGACCCCCAUCGGAGAGCCUCGGACACCCUAACAGUGAACGAGAAUGGGGGACGAGGAUUACAACACCUCCCUCACCUACGACGAUGAGUACUCGGAUGAUUUUGACCCCAUCAUGGUUUUGGAUGAGUCUUCUCCCCUGGAAGGCAAGGUGGCCAGGAUCUUCCUGGUGGUGGUCUACAGCAUCGUCUGCUUCCUCGGGAUCCUGGGCAACGGGCUGGUGAUCAUCAUCGCUACCUUCAAGAUGAAGAAGACGGUGAACGCCGUCUGGUUCCUCAACCUGGCCGUGGCGGACUUCCUGUUCAACAUCUUCCUCCCAAUCCACAUCGCCUACGCCGCCAUGGACUACCACUGGGUUUUUGGGACGGCCAUGUGCAAGAUUAGCAACUUCCUGCUCAUCCACAACAUGUACACCAGCGUCUUCCUGCUGACCGCCAUCAGCUUCGACCGCUGCAUCUCCGUGCUCCUCCCCGUCUGGUCUCAGAACCACCGCAGCGUGCGGCUGGCCUCCGUGGCCUGCGCGCUGAUCUGGGUCCUGGCUUUCUUCCUGAGCUCCCCGUCCCUCAUAUUCCGGGACACAGCCCUCGUGCACGAGAAAAUAUCCUGCUUUAACAACUUCAGCCUGUCUGCGUCCGGCUCCGCGCCGUGGCCUGCCCACUCCCGCCUGGACCCCGUGGGCUUCAGCCGGCACAUGGUGGUGACCGUCACCCGCUUCCUCUGUGGCUUCCUGGUCCCCGUGCUCAUCAUCACAGCCUGCUACUUCACCAUCGUCUGCAAGCUGCGGCGCAACCGCCUGGCCAAGACCAGGAAGCCCUUCAAGGUCAUCGUGACCAUCAUCACCACCUUUUUCCUCUGCUGGUGCCCCUACCACAUGCUCUACCUGUUGGAGCUACACCACGCCGCCAUGCCCGGCUCUGUCUUCAGCCUGGGCUUGCCCCUGGCCACGGCCAUUGCCAUUGCCAACAGCUGCAUGAACCCCAUUCUGUAUGUCUUCAUGGGCCAGGACUUCAAGAAGUUCAAGGUGGCCCUCUUCUCCCGCUUGGUCAAUGCUCUGAGCGAGGACACGGUCCACUCCUCCUACCCCAGCCACAGGAGCUUUACCAAGAUGUCAUCGAUGAAUGACAGGGAGACCAGCAUGCUUUGAAGCUCUGCGGGGAACCCCCAAUGGACAGACAUUCCAGCCUUGAAGGCCCAAAGCUCUGGCUUCUCAAGACCAGGGCAGAAACAUCUUCAAUAUCCACCCAUGCCCACUGUAGUCUGCAGGGGGCUGACCAGUGUUUUGAGCUGGGAGUCCAGGGCUUCAAACUCCUUUCUUCAAGAGGCAAGGUGGACAGAGCAUUGCCAUGACGCUCUCCAACUUACACCAGAAUCCCAUACUUCUUGGGAGACCAGCCUUGGCCAACACAAAGCAAAAACAGGAGAAUUCUCAAAGUCACUGCCAUGAACUGGGAUGAGAAUAAGACAGAGGGAUAAAGCUACCUACUGUGUGCUCCCCUGGAAUGUCAAACACUCUGCAGGGUGUCUUCUCCUGGUAGGAGCAAGGGGAGGUUGGAGCAGACUCUGUGUGAUGCCAAUCACACCUCAGCCCAUUUGCCUCUAUCACCAACCAGCCAGAAAUCCCACCACCCACACCAUUGCUCUGGGUUGGGAAAGUGAAGAUGCACAGGUUACCAGGGAGGGAGGGGAAAGGGACAUACGAGCUCGUGCAUGGCCAGAACCAUGGAUUUGGCUUUCAGAUCAGCUGGGAACACAGAGAACAGGUCCUGAGAGGCCAUGUGGGCUCUCCAUGAAGGCAAGACACGUGGGGCCACCAUAAGGACUUGGGGCCUGGGGAAGCGGAGGAGGGAGAGGGCUAAGGCCCUCAAAGGAGGCAGCCUGCAGGUCCUCACCUUAGAACUUCCCAGGGUCAUGGUGCUUUGGGACACAGCUAUUUCGGGGAUCGGGGUGGUGCCAGCCCCUCCCCGCCAGCCCUGCUCUCACCUGGCAUUUGUCGCCUCAGGCAGGGCUGGGUCACAGCGGUCAGCAACACCUGUAGCUUCCACCCCAUCAUGGGGACUGUCCCUUCCCUGGUCCACUGACUCUGGCUACAAGUGCUCAGAAUAAAACUCUCCAGGGCGGAGGCCCAGAGAAGGAGGGCCUCUCUUGCUCCUCAGCUUCCUCAAAGCCUUGCUCAAACCAGCUUCGGGAAUCAACCUGGGAGUGCCACGCAAGGUGAAGAGCGUGUCCCAGUGCUCAGUCUCUGAACUCAGCAGGGCCUGGAAACUGACGCCUUGUGCUGUGCUCCCGAGAUGCAGGCCGUGGGGUGCUGCAGGCGUGGAGCCUCUCCUGGUGCAGCCUUGUUGCCUUUUCUCAACUAGGACCAAUACCCUCCUAUGCCAGGGUGUCACUGUCCCAUAUACAAAUGACAAAGCUGAGGCUCAGUUCGGGGGUGGGGGGCAGGGAGGAUGGGAAGUAAGUAACUCACCCAGAGACUCGCAGUAGAAGCAGAGUUAACAUGUGAACCCAGCUCUGUCUGGCUCCAGAACCUUUUUUGUUGUUGUUGGAUUUUUUUUAAUGGCAAAUGUAUCUAUUGAGAAUAUUCUAGAAUGUCAUGAUAGCUUACAUUUAUUUAGCACCCCCUAUGCUAAACACUUUGAUGCGUUAUCUCAUUUAUUCCUCCCGGCAGCCCUGAGUUAGGUACAGUUAUUACUUCCCUUUUACAUAUGAGGUAUAGCUGAAGCUCAGAGAGGUUGAGUUACUUCCCUGAGGGCGUCCAGCUGAUCUCUGCCAGAACCUGGAUUUGAAACGAGGUCUGUCUGGAUCGAAUAAGGCUACAGAAUCAGGGUCUGAAGAGUAGCUUGGGGGUUUGACCAUAAAUAUUGAUUCCUCAGCAGAUUCUUGUAAAUACCUUCAUGACUUAUAAGCCAGCUUUGCAAAUGGUUUUCCAAAAUGACCCAACAUGGCAAAGAAAGCACACUUGGCCUCUAGUUCCCCGACAUCCCUCCACACGUGCCCACCAGGGUUUCCAUCUCCUGAACCCCCUGAGAGCUCCAGGGAGGGCAGUGGGGGCAAAGCAGCCAGGCCGGAGGCAGUCACUGGUGGGCCCGAGGCCAUGUAGCCUCCGAGUGUCCACAUCCUCUUCCCUUCCAAGUGCUGCUGUUGUGAAGCUGAUUCCCUGACAAGAUGCAAUGAACAGAUGUAAUGUCUACACAGCUCUGGACAACUUCCCAAGGCCAUGAGCUGUUUGGUAAUCACACCUCAUUAAGAGACAGACUGUUCCUUCUCUCCUUGGGUCAUUGUGCUUAUGAUGAGGCAGCUCUGAAUUAACCCCAAGAAGGGCGACCAAUGGCUUUAAGAAAUCUGAACUUGGACCAUCUGAGAGCAAAAAGGGAGCUUGAAAUAUUGCCCAGUGCCCCUUGUCACCCCCUCCCCAACUUCACAGGUAAAGCAAGUAAGGCAUAAGACAGUGUAGGACAGGUUCCAGGCCCCAGAGACGGUCAUCAGCCACUCAGGCUCUGAUCCCCCGGGUGCUACUUGCUCUGGCUGGGUCCCCCACUCUUCCUGGGCUGCGUGCAGGCCAGGCCAGGUCCCGGAGCCAGGAAAUCAUUUUGUCAUUGGAGAAGUUGAUGAACAGGAGUGAAAUCCAAACCAGCUGUUUCCUCCUUGGGGUCAGGCCUCUUUCUGGCUGCCCCACCAGGAGUUUCCCAUUAAAUACUUAAAUGCAACCAUGAUAUCCUCCUGAAUCUUUUCCCUGCAGCUUCUUCCGAGGAUCUCACAGGUCAUUCAUACAAAAGUCCUGUGGUUCACUCCACCCGCAGCCAACGUGCUUUGUGCCUGAGAGGCCCCCUUUGGGGCCAGGACCAGGCCAAUGGGGUGUCAGUGCUGCUUCCUGGGUGGGGGGAGGCACUGAGGGCUCACGGGGAAGCAGGCAUAAAGACAAGAAGUGAAGGUGGUGUUUGGGAGGCCGGAGAGCGGGAAGCACAGAGGAAAUGCAGAAUAGAGAGAAAGCAAGAGUCUGGCAUUUAUUAAGCAUCUACUGUGUGUCAGGUGAUCACAAUCUCAUCAGACCCCAAAAUGAGAAGAGGACCAGCAGAGCCACAUGGGUGAUGCAGAAAGGGAGGCUGGGAUUGCAGACCCCACCUGUUCAGGGUCACACAGCUAGUAAACGGCAGAGCCAGGCUUUGAACCGUGCUGCUGCCUGAGCUCCCUGCUUCUUCAGUCUGUGGGAGGAAGGAGAGAGAGAGGGACGGGAUGGGGGGAGAGGGAGCAAAAGGAUGGAGGAGGGGCUCAGGAGGGGACAGUGACCUGGAUGUGGUGUUGGCUGAAGUCAGAGGAAAGAGUCUGGGUUAAGCCUGCCCCUGAAGUCAGCUCUGGAGGGCUCAGGGGCCAGGCUGGGUGGAGAGGAGGGAAUCCAACAGUGAGAGCCAUGAGGGCCUUUCCCUUUCACAGAUGAGGGAACCGAGAGCUUCCCUUUGCUGCAAACAGAGUUGGUAUUUGCUUGGAUGGAGGUGGCCCCUGAUACCCCAGCCCUUCCCUCUCCUGUUCCUCCCUGGCAUGCUGUGCUCUGGCUGGAGCCAGAGUGCCCCCAGGUUCUGUGGCUGCCAAACCCUGGAUUUGGAAAAUUGCUGCUGCGGGUGGUACCCAGGACCAGGGGGAACCACGAAACCACUUAUCCAACCAUGAAAUAACUCAGGAAGGGGCUUGCUUGCUUUCUCCCUUUGAGGACAAAAUUGCUUUUGAAUAAAGAGACUGAGGCAAGAGUGGGGCUCUGUGCCAGACAUUCCUGCCCUCCAAAACACUCUUGCCUUCCUCAUUCACCUCACAGAGCAGCAGGUGAGGCUCAGAGACGUGUAGUGCGCUAUCCAAAGUCACACAGCAGUGUUGUGAGGCAGCAGGAGGAAGCCCAAAAUUCCCUACCAUUCCCCAAAUUUAGGACAUCAAAGAAUCUGCAUUUUAAAAAGCAUUCCCUUCACUUAUUUCAAUUUCUUAGCAACCGAAGGCAGUAGAUUGUUAGUAACUGGCUCAAGAUAGCAUCCACCCAUUCACACCAACAUGCAUCCACUCACCCACCCACCCACCCACCCAACAACCAUCCACCCACCCAACCGAUUUACAUAAUGAUUCUAUAUCCACCCAUUCACCUAUUCCAUAAAAAUCUAUUUAAUACCUUCUGUUUGCCAGGCCCUGUGGUGGGCACUGGGAAUGCAAGGAUGAUCAGGGGAUGCACAGUCUCUGUCCUUAAGAGGUCAUUCAUAGCUUAGUGGGAGAGACAGCCAAUAAUUUUUUUAAAACCGCACCCUCGGUGGGAAACCACCACACUAAGCAGCACAUAUUAUAGAGAGAUCUGACCCUGCCCAAAGACCAGGGAAACCUCCUUGGGCAAGCAACGUUUGAGUUGAGAUGUGUAGGACAGGUAGGUGCUGAUUCAAUGGUGGGCAGUGGGGAGGGGUGCCGGAGAGGGUGUUCCAGGGGGUGGGAACAGCAUGGAAGGGGACAGUGAUGGCGAGGGACUGAAGGGGGUUGGGGCCACAGCAGAGGGUGUAGGCAGAGCACAGAGCAGACAGGAUGGAGAGGAGGGCAGCACAGGCCACGUGCAGGGCAGCGACCUGCUCAGAUCCGCAUGUUGCAAUGAUGCCCAAUGCGGGUGGGUGGGUGGGGGGUGCUGCUCUGGGCAGGACAGGCUGGGGCAGGGGAGAAGGGGAAGCCAGGAGACUGGGGCAGCUACAGGUGAGUGCAGUGGGAGCAGAGGUAGAGCUCAAGAGAAGUGGACUAUCCUAGAGAUGCUUACAAGCUACCCAAGCUUUCUCAGGGGAGUGGUUAGCGGGAAGCCAACCCAGGGCCGUUUCAGCUGCACAAAGGCCUCGGUGCAUUGCUUUAUUGAUGGAAAUUAAUUGUAAAUAUUAUUCAAAUUUACCUCCCAAUGCACAAUUACAUUUCUCAGGGGAGUCCUCUGAGCACAUAAUAAAGCCCUAUAAAUAAUACAUAUAUUAACCUAAGAAGAUCGGAGGCACAUUAAUGCUGCACUUUGCGGGUGGUGGCUGUGGGGAAUUUAUGCAGACAAGACUCUGAGUGCUUGGACUAGGGUUUGACUUUGGAGGUCACCCGAGCUCUGUCCUGGGGAUCUUCCAGAAGUCUCUUCCCACCCCACCCGCCCCCGCCACUGCCCCCUGGAAGGCUGCCAGCUAUUGCUCUAGAGUCCUGGUGAACCGGCAGGAGGAGGCAAAGAGAAAAGGUGGUAAAGGAUGGAAGAAGCACAGGUGUAUAGGAUGCUUACUUUGUGCCCAAAGCUUCAAGAAAGCAAUACUCACAAUAAUAAUAGGUCAUAUUAAUGGAGCAUGCCCAGGGGUUGGGUAUCUUCCAAGUGUUUUGGUUGUAUUAACUUGAUGAAUCCUUACGACCACCUUUGUGGUAGGAGCCAUUCCUCUCCCCACUUCCAAAUGAGGAAAUGAAGGUUCAGAGAGGUGUGACGUCUUGCCUGGCAUCACACAGGUCACACAGCUAGUAAGUGACAGAGCUAGGAUUCAAACCCAAGUGUGUUUGACUCGAAAGCAACUUGCAAACACAAACUAUCCUCUAACGAGAUCCCUCCCUGGAGAGAGGAAGGCAAGCAUAUGCUCCCGAUCCAGUGUUAGAUCUUAAGGAGGUGGGAGUGGGGGGGAUUUGACUGAUUGCUUUUUCCUCUCGGAGGAAGGAAAUGCUGUCUGGAUGGGCUUGUCAUUUCCUCACAGCCCCGGGAAUCUUAAAAACCACAUCCCUUCUCAACCCCCCCGCCCCGCCCCUGCCCGCCAUUUACAGAUGGUGAAACUGAGGCUCUUUGCAGUUGGAAGCAGGACCUCCCAGCUCACUCACUGCUGGGAUGUGAGAUCCCAUACCACCCACUAUUCUAGAGACCUGGGCAUUCACUGAGCUACUCUUUUCAUAGUCUGGUGCUAAUCUACCCUGAAACCACCCCUGCCCAGGAUCUGAGGGGCACUGGGGGCAUUUCCAGCAGGAUCCUGUAAAGGGAAGGCAGGAGGCCUUGGAAAACCCUGGUACAAGGCAGAGACAUGCCAUAUUUGGGGCAUGAAUGUUAUCCCUCACAGUCAUCCUACAGAUGGGUGACGAUGCUAUCUGGAUCUAGGUGGUAGUGGUUGUGAUGUGGCUAUCUUUAUACAUCAAACCUCAUUUGUCUAUACAUAUAUGAUUACUGCACUUUACUGUAGUAAGUUAUGCCUUAAUAAAAGUAUUUUGAAAAGUAAAUUCUUAAAUAAAAUUUAAAAUUCAUGAAUUA
Messenger RNA from Canis lupus familiaris (dog), 7798 nucleotides. It is a transcript of the gene CMKLR1, whose product is annotated as chemerin chemokine-like receptor 1. Gene Ontology annotation, molecular function: G protein-coupled receptor activity; complement receptor activity. Gene Ontology annotation, cellular component: plasma membrane. Gene Ontology annotation, biological process: chemotaxis; positive regulation of macrophage chemotaxis; complement receptor mediated signaling pathway. The coding region runs from base 596 to 1693 and encodes 365 amino acids. The record is from RefSeq and is a predicted model, not a curated record. NCBI's taxonomy places the organism in Eukaryota, Metazoa, Chordata, Mammalia, Carnivora, Canidae. The transcript has 3 exons.